AUGAGGCCCCUGUGGCUGUGCUGGGCGUUCUGGGCGCUGCCCCUGACGGGCCCCGGGGCCGCCCUGACCGGCGAGCAGGUGCGGGCCAGCCUGCUGCGGCAGCUGGGCCUCCGCGAGGCGCCCGUCCUGGACCAGCGCGACGUGGAGGGGCUGGUCACCCCGGCCCACGUGAGGGCCCAGUACGUGGCCCUGUUGCAGCGCAGUCACGGCGCCCACUCCCGCGGGAAGAGGUUCAGCCAGAGGGUCCGAGAGGUGGCGGGCAGGUUGCUGGCGGCCGAGGCCUCCACGCACGUGCUGGUGUUCGGCAUGGAGGGGCGCCUGCCGCCCAACAGCGAGCUGGUGCAGGCCGUGCUGCGCCUCUUCCAGGAGCCGGUCCCCAAAGCCGCGCUCGGCAGGCUCGAGCGGCUGUCCCCGCACGGCGCCCGCGCCCGCGUCACCGUCGAGUGGCUGCGCAUCCACGAGGACAGCUCGAACCGCACCUACCUGGUGGACUCCAGGCUGGUGUCCCUCCAGGGGAGUGGCUGGAAGGCCUUCGACGUGACCGAGGCCGUGAACUUCUGGCGCCAGCUGGGCCGGUCUGGGCAGCCGCUGCUGCUGCAGGUGUCCGUGCAGAGGGCGCACCUGGGCCCGCGGGCCUCGGGCGCCCACACGCUGCUCCGCUUCGCGUCCCAGGGCCAGGAGGGCACCGGGCAGGGCGAGCCCCAGCUGGAGCUGCACACCCUGGACCUCGGGGCCUACGGAGCUCAGGGCCACUGCGACCCCGAGGCGACAGAGGGCGCCCGCUGCUGCCGCCAGGAGACCUACGUUGACCUGCGGGGCAUGCGGUGGGCCGAGAACUGGGUCCUGGAGCCCCCGGGUUUCCUGGCCUACGAGUGUGUGGGCGCGUGCCAGCAGCCCCCGGAGCCCCCGACCUUCAGGCGGCCGUUCCCGGGGCCGCGACAGUGCGUGGCCUCGGAGACGACCUCGCUGCCCCUGAUCGUGGGCGUCAAGGAGGGCGGCAGGCCCAGGCCCCAGGUGGUCAGCCUGCCCAACAUGAGGGUGGAGAAGUGCAGCUGCGCGUGGGACGGGGCGCCCGUGCCCAGGAGGCUGGGGCCUUAGGGCUGGCCGUGGCCUCC
Panthera uncia (snow leopard) is the source of this 1115-nucleotide messenger RNA. RefSeq names its product left-right determination factor 1-like. The transcript is spliced from 4 exons. Gene Ontology annotation, cellular component: extracellular region. Gene Ontology annotation, molecular function: cytokine activity; transforming growth factor beta receptor binding; growth factor activity. Lineage: Eukaryota; Metazoa; Chordata; Mammalia; Carnivora; Felidae. The coding region runs from base 1 to 1098 and encodes 365 amino acids. The record is from RefSeq and is a predicted model, not a curated record. Gene Ontology annotation, biological process: BMP signaling pathway; SMAD protein signal transduction.